AUGGGAAAAAAGAUAAAGAGAUCUACAAAAACUAAUGAGAGAAAAAAGGAACAACUCAUUAGUAAUGAAAGGCAGCAACUCGUUGAGGAACUACACGCUCCGGCGAGAAAAAAUUUUCCGCGAAGACGCGUCAUAGUUCAUGGAUAUGACGAUCCAUGGCAAGCCGAUAUCGUCGAGAUGAUUCCAUACUCACGUUUCAACAGAGGCUAUCACUACAUACUCACCGUUAUAGAUGUGUUAAGCAAGCAUGCAUGGGCCAUACCACUCAAGAGUAAAGGCGGAAGCGAGACGGCUAACGCAAUCACCGAGAUAAUUCGAGAGAGCAAGAGAUGUCCAAGAAACCUACAAACUGACAUGGGGAAGGAAUUUUAUAACGCCUACGUGCAAAAACUCUUUAAAAAAAAAUGA
Messenger RNA from Monomorium pharaonis (pharaoh ant), 408 nucleotides. RefSeq lists its product as uncharacterized. Gene Ontology annotation, biological process: DNA integration. Gene Ontology annotation, molecular function: nucleic acid binding. The transcript has a single exon. The record is from RefSeq and is a predicted model, not a curated record. Lineage: Eukaryota; Metazoa; Arthropoda; Insecta; Hymenoptera; Formicidae. The coding region runs from base 1 to 408 and encodes 135 amino acids.